AUGUUUUUAUGCUGUAAACGUCAACGUCAUGUUCAUCCUGAUGAAAAACUUCAACAUCGAGACCAAAGCCAAUCGAUACGACUUUUUUACGAUCCGAAUUCUGUAUCAAACUUUAAUACAUAUCGUGUUAUUCAUACUCAUUUUGAUUUGACUGUUGAUUUUUCUUCAAAUAUUCUUGAUGGUUAUGUUCAAUUAGAUAUUAAACCAUUGAGUAAUACCGAAUAUGAAUAUUCAUCAACAAUUACAAGUAAAAAUAUAGAAAUUCCAAAUAAUGAUAAAAAACAAUUUGUGCUUGAUUGUCGCCAUUUAAAUAUUAAAAAAGUUUUUUUGAAAUCAAAUGAUACAGAAAAACUACUUUCAUUUCAAAUUGAUGACAAACAUGAAUCAUUAAUUAUUGAUAUGACUGAUAUAUUGAAGACUUCCGUUGUCUCUAUUAUUAUUCAUUAUUCAACAUCAAAUACAAAAUGUACAGCAUUACAAUGGCUUACAAAAGAACAAACAGCUGAUAGACAAUAUCCAUAUAUGUUUAGUCAAUGUCAAGCUAUACAUGCACGUUCAUUAUAUCCAUGUCAAGAUACACCUGGUGUUAAAAGUACAUUUACAGCAAAAAUCACAUGUCCUAAACCGUUGACUGCACAAGCUAUACCAUCUUAUUUAAUUGCUAUAGCUGUCGGACAAUUAGUUUCAUAUGAUUUAAGUCCUCGUAUUCGUGUUUGGACUGAACCAAGUAUGAUAAAACAAUGUCAAUAUGAAUUUAGCGAAGCAGAACAAUUUUUAACUGCUGCUGAAAAACUUCUUGGCAAAUAUCAAUGGGAAAGAUACGAUUUUCUUGUUUUACCACCAUCUUUUCCAUGUAAGUUACUCUACAAUGAAAAAUCUGAUUUUUCAGAAACACGUACUAUUUGA
Messenger RNA from Rotaria sp. Silwood1, 906 nucleotides. NCBI's taxonomy places the organism in Eukaryota, Metazoa, Rotifera, Eurotatoria, Philodinida, Philodinidae. The record is from the annotation of a GenBank genome assembly.